AUGAUGAGGAAGCUCCUGUCUUUGCUGUUGCUGCUCACCUGGGCACCUGCCUGCCUUGCUAAGCCCGCCUGGGGCUCCGAAGACUCCGAAGACACCCGGGACCAGGCCCUGAAGCAGCUGCUGGAGGUCUUUGGCAUCGAAGGACCCCCGCAGCCCCCCCUCUACUUCAAGGAGCCCCCCCAGUACAUGGUCGACCUCUACAACACCGUGGCCGACGCUGACGGGGUCACCAAGGACCCCCACCUGCUGGAAGGGAACACCGUCCGCAGCUUCCUGGAGAGGACUCACGGCGACCGGAUGCAGCUGCUCUUCCUGCUCUCCAGCGUGGCCAAGAACGAGGUGGUGCUGUCGGCCGAGCUGCACCUCUUCAAGCUGCGGGCCAGGGGGGCCGAGGGGGCCGCCCUCCAGAGGCAGCACUACUGCCAGGUCAGCGUUUAUCAGGUGCUGGACAAGGACCACCCGGAAGCCCCCCAGGGGAGGAAGCUGCUCUCCGCCCGGCUGCUGGCCCUGCAGGGCUUCGGCUGGGAGGUCUUCUCCAUCACCCAGGCGGUUCGCGACUGGGUGGCCGAAGAGAGCAGCAACCAGGGCCUGCUUGUGACGGUACAGGGCCUGGGAGGGGCCCCCCUGGACCCCCACGCGGUGCAGUUCGCCUCGGGCAGGGACCAUCACACCAGCAAGAAGCCCAUGCUGGUCUUGUUCACGGAUGACGGGCGGCGGGCAGCUGCCUUGCCCAGCGGCUUCCCCAGUGAGUCACCCGCGGCCCCUUCCAACCGGACCCGCGGCCCCCGCUCGGCCGAGAGCUCCCUGCCCUGCCGGCGCUACCCGCUGCCGGUGGAGUUCGACGAGAUCGGCUGGACGGGCUGGAUCAUCUCGCCGCACGGCUACAACGCCUACUACUGCAAGGGCACCUGCCGUUUCCCGCUGGGCCAGAGCAUGCGGCCCACCAACCACGCCACCGUCCAGUCCAUCAUGCACGCCCUGAAGCUCAACCCGGAGGUGCACACGCCCUGCUGCGUGCCGGAUAAACUCUUCUCCAUCAACCUGCUCUACUUCGACGACGACGAGACGGUGGUGUUGAAACAGUACGACGGGAUGGUGGCCGACAGCUGCGGAUGCCACUGA
Thamnophis elegans (Western terrestrial garter snake) is the source of this 1122-nucleotide messenger RNA. Its product is annotated as bone morphogenetic protein 2-like. Lineage: Eukaryota; Metazoa; Chordata; Lepidosauria; Squamata; Natricidae. Gene Ontology annotation, molecular function: growth factor activity; cytokine activity. The record is from RefSeq and is a predicted model, not a curated record. Gene Ontology annotation, cellular component: extracellular region. Bases 1 to 1122 code for a protein of 373 amino acids. The transcript is spliced from 5 exons. Gene Ontology annotation, biological process: SMAD protein signal transduction.